AUGUACCGACAACGCGCUCACUGCAAUCCCUGGUCAGAUCAUAGCUUUGACUACCCAGUCAAACCAGAGGCCUUUGACUGGAGCAGCCUUUACGGUGGCGAUUCUGACCGUCCCGCCAGUAUUGUCGAUAUAGGCUGCGGUUAUGGUGGUCUUCUGUUCCAUCUAGCCACAACUUUUCCAAAAUCGCGUUCUUUGGGCAUGGAGAUUCGACUCAAGGUUGUAGACUAUGUCCAGUCGAAGAUUAUUGCCCUGCGCCAAAAUCACCCUGGAUCGUAUCAAAAUAUUGCCUGUAUUCGGACAAAUGCUAUGAAGUACCUUCCAAAUUACUUCAGAAAGGGUCAGCUGGAGAAGAUGUUCUUUCUCUACCCGGACCCGCAUUUCAAACGGCAUAAGCACAAGUGGCGCAUUAUCUCUUGUGCCCUGCUUACCAUGUACGCCUAUCUGAUGCAACCAGGUGGUCGCCUCUACACUGUCACUGACGUGCCCGAUCUCGCAGAAUGGAUGCUGGCCAAGCUCCGCGCCCAUCCGCUCUUCCGCGAGUGUCAUCACCUCGUACUGCCGUCGCCG
This is a messenger RNA of Dibothriocephalus latus, 567 nucleotides long. The record is from the annotation of a GenBank genome assembly. NCBI's taxonomy places the organism in Eukaryota, Metazoa, Platyhelminthes, Cestoda, Diphyllobothriidea, Diphyllobothriidae.